AGAACUUACCACCGGACACCACCGAGACAACGCAACUUCACCAGCCAAGGAGAAAACCCAACAAUAUCCGUACCAGAGAAUCGGACUGCUUUAAUCCGCGGCCUUGAACCACAAAUUUCACCAUCCGCUUACUGAAGCCGAUCAAUCAAGAAAAGGGUCCUAACAAUGCCCUCGGUAAAGAACCCCAACGCCCCAUCCAGAAACCGCCUCGCCGCCCGCGCAGCCAAGCAGCGCAAAACGAGGCAAAAGGCCGCCGCCCUGGGCCAACUGGCGCGACAAGGCGGCGCCAUAGCAAAAGCCGACGCCCGUCGCGGCGCGAAACCCGGCCUGCUCCCGACCAGCGGACCUCGCGCGGCAGUCAGCAAAAAGAAGCAGAGAAAGCUGGAGAAACAGCUGAGGCACGCGCUGAGGAGGAAGAUGGAAGCCGAAGGGGAGGUUGAGAUGAAGGGUAAGUUUUGCCAGCGCAUAUUUUGGGGAAGCUCUUUGCGAACUUGUUAAGAUGGGAAGACCACGUUGCUGACGUUGCUGUGCUGUGCAGAUGCGCCGGCGGAGAAAGGGAAGAAGCAGGAUAAGAAGAAGG
Parathielavia appendiculata is the source of this 580-nucleotide messenger RNA. RefSeq lists its product as uncharacterized. Lineage: Eukaryota; Fungi; Ascomycota; Sordariomycetes; Sordariales; Chaetomiaceae. Bases 166 to 498 code for a protein of 110 amino acids. The transcript has a single exon. The record is from RefSeq and is a predicted model, not a curated record.